AUGGUUUUUGCUUUCCCCUUCUCUCUUGAGGGGCCGGCAAAAGAGUGGUUCUACUCCCAGCUGGAUGAAGUGGUGACUGAAUGGGACCUAUUGAGAAGAGAGUUCUUAGAUAACUAUUUCACUGGAGGUCUUUGUGCAGCGGAUAAGAGAUUGCUCACCACCUCUAGUGGUGGUUCCCUUUCUAAGAACAAGACUGCGGCAGAAGCAUGGAGUUUGAUCAAAGAUGUCGCUGAGGCUACCCAACAUGUAAGAGUGAGGAACAAUCCUACCAAGAGUGUGGUGGAAGCACCUCUUUCUGAAUCGGCUUUGACUAAAGUGCUUGGAGACAUGACCACUCUCCUCAAGAAGAUUCACAAAGAACAAAAUACAUUUCAAUCAAUCCAUGCCAUCCAAGCCCCACCUCAAAUCCUCCAACUUGAAGGACCUCCUAGAGUAUGUGGUUUAUGCUCUAGUACCGCACAUUACACCGACCAAUGCCAUCAAGUCCAAGAGGAUUACACUCUUGCAGCAGCCAAUAACUACAAUAAUCGUCCACCAUAUCAAUCUCAAGGCCAAAACAAUCACUCUCAUGGCAAUAGUUCUAAUCAAGGGUUGAGGGAUAAUGCUCAAGGGAACAACCACAAUCAAAGGUGGAACCAAAGCAACUCAUCUUCUCAAUACGACAACAACCACCAAUCUUAUUCCCAACAGCACAAUAAUAACAACUACGCCAACCAAAACCACCAUAACCAAUCAUACCAACACUCACAACAAAACCCAAACAACAACCAUCGAUACCAAAUGCCUCACCAAAGACAACAAUCCAACCAACCUUCUUCUUCUUCCACCAACCAAAAUGAAGAUGCCUUCUGUUCAAUUUACCAAGAACAAGAGAGAUUUUGGGCCAUGAUAGAGAAAAAUGAAGAGAACACCAGAAACUAA
Messenger RNA from Arachis ipaensis, 921 nucleotides. The record is from RefSeq and is a predicted model, not a curated record. Lineage: Eukaryota; Viridiplantae; Streptophyta; Magnoliopsida; Fabales; Fabaceae.